AUGGCGGAAAAAUGGGUCGGAAAAUCGGUCUCGAUCCAUUGUCGAAAUGAUAUCGGCAUUUUCCAGGGCAUCAUCAAGCGGGUAACGCCAAGCGAGGUGGUCAUCACGAAGGCCGUCCGCAAUGGUAUUCCGCUGAAGCAGAACAACGUCGAGGUGACGCUCAGCUCGCGCGACAUCCUCAAAUUUGAUCUCAUCGCGUGCAGCAACGUUCCGAGCAUACCGUCGAAAGCGAUCGUGGUGGCCAACACUGGCAUGACCACGUCGCUCGACGACCAGUUUGACGAACUGAAACUAUCCAACAACCAGGGCAAACAGCAACUGAACGGCCUCGUCGGUACAUUGAAACAGACCACGAAAUCUCCCGCCAUUGCCAAGCUUUCGAAUAACGCGUCCGUCCCGCUGAGCUCCGUUUCCUUCGGUUACCAUGGCAACGGACGACCCGGGGCCAUCGAAGGAGGCAGCUUCAACAGUAAGAAGAACGGCACCAACGGCGGUAAGGCGGGCCGCAGUCGAAAGAAUCUUGCCAAGGACAGCACGUUUGGCUCGCCGGACGAUGAUCCGGUUGUGAUGGACGAGGAGUUUGAUUUUGAGAAAAAUCUUGCCCUGUUCGAUAAGCAGGCGAUCUGGAAUGAGAUCGAUGCGAUUCAAACGAAAGCGUCGGAGAGUGCAAAGCGCCAGCCACCGAGCUCCGUCACCAAAACCAAGUAUCGGCACGAUGAGAAUGUGCUGGCCUCGACACCGGCCCAGUACCGGCCGAUCGAGAUGGUUUGCCCGACGAAGAAGAUACUCAGCGAAAUGCGGGAGUACGCGACCGACGAAGGGGUCGUGAUUCCGACCGUACCGGAUCGGGUGCGCACCUGGAUCGAGUACAAUGCCGAGCGCGACGGUUUGACACGCGAACGGCAGAACGACUUUUUAGCACGCGGUGCCACCGAGCUAACGCUGCAGCUGCUGGGCGGUUCGAGGCGUCUCACGCCCAACAACCAGCACCAGUGGCCGAAGAUUGUGAUUAUCAUAGAUGAGGCGCCGCGUUUCACCAAGUUUGGAGUGGACAAGUUUGCGGCCAGCUUCAAUUCGACAGUUCGGACCUCGUAUAGCGAGGAGGAACGGCUCAGUGACGUUGGCUACACCACGGCCCGCCUGCUCGCCAGCCACGGACUGCAAACGACGGUCUGCUGUUUCAAUACCGCCCGGACGGUCCUUUCGGAGGACAAUACUGAGCUGAAGCUGUACAAAUCGACCGGAAACAAGUUCACGGAUCAGAUUAGCGAGUUGUCGGCGUGUGAUCUCGUGAUUUUGGCCGCCAGUAACCCGAGUCCGAGUCUGGCCCUGCGUAAAUGGAUCACCGAUAGUCGGGCGCCGGUGCUGGCCAUCGAUCCACCCGUCACCGGGAUCCAAGGGGUGCCGAUCAAAUGCUCCAUCUUGCCGAUCCUGCCGAUAAGCGGCAUCCAGGACGAUGCCUGCGGCCGGCUGUACCUGUGCAACAUCGGCAUACCGACGAAGUACUUCAAUCAGUCCGAACUUAUCUACGCGAGCCCGUUCGAUAAGUUCGUCAUUCCGAUACACCGACAAAAGGACGAUUAAACGGAAACGGCCACUGGCCACCGAUCUUCCAGGCCUUGAUACUCCAUGAUAUUGGUUUUAUCCACCAAACCCGCCAAUUCGGCUUGACGGCCUGAUCCCGGCACGGACGAAUUUUAUGUUUUUCUUUUAAAUAGUGACAACGAAAGCAAACGAUCACAACACACAAACCAUUUCUGAGCCCAUCAAAAUCCCAGACAGUGACCUGAUCCCGACGAAAUCCCGCCCACACACGAAACCCCAGAUCCGGAAAAAGA
Molecule: messenger RNA, 1838 nt
Organism: Anopheles cruzii
Lineage: Eukaryota; Metazoa; Arthropoda; Insecta; Diptera; Culicidae
Gene: Edc3
Product: enhancer of mRNA-decapping protein 3
Exons: 3
Coding region: 1-1584 (527 amino acids)
Biological process (GO): P-body assembly; deadenylation-independent decapping of nuclear-transcribed mRNA
Cellular component (GO): P-body
Molecular function (GO): mRNA binding
Source: RefSeq, a predicted model, not a curated record